Messenger RNA from Hypanus sabinus (Atlantic stingray), 7837 nucleotides. Its product is annotated as ankyrin repeat domain-containing protein 33B-like. The record is from RefSeq and is a predicted model, not a curated record. NCBI's taxonomy places the organism in Eukaryota, Metazoa, Chordata, Chondrichthyes, Myliobatiformes, Dasyatidae. The coding region runs from base 1685 to 3154 and encodes 489 amino acids. Gene Ontology annotation, molecular function: protein binding. The transcript is spliced from 4 exons.
AACUAUUUAUUUCAAGGUCCCCAGACAAACGGUAAAAUUCGAGAAGUAGACAGCAUUCUGUUAGUCGUCCGUUGAGUGCAUCUUCCGGGAAGCGUGUCAAUGGCAGAUUGAGGUCGAGGGCACUCACUUCACCACUGACUGAGGCGUUUUUAAUGCAAAAAUUGUCUGCAACUGCUCUUCAAAAAGCACCAUUCCUUCAUCCAUAAUAUUCAAACAAAAACUAAUCACGCGGAAAGGACGAAAGAACCGAAUACACAACACUGCGUGGGUAGAAUAUAGGUUUUUAAAAAAACACUUGAAUUUUCCACCCUCCACCUCCCCAAAAAAGCACCAAGCAGUCCAUCCCGGCUUCGGAGCAGCACUGGAAACCAACUGUUGAACACCGCGAUGGGCAGGGGAUUUUGAUGACGGGUACUGGCGUCUCUAAGAAGGAAACGGGGAGGGGGAAGGAAUAAAUGGGGGUAAUGAGCAGCGAAAUAGAGGCGUGACAGGCAGUUUAGGCGAGGAAGAACGCAGGGAGGAGAGGGGGUAUGGAAAUCAAGGAGGACGGGAAUGGUAAAGGAGCCGAAGACAAUAAUUGGACACAGAAUAACUAGAAGGGAUUGGUAAUUAAAUAGUACAGUGGAAGAGAAAACGGAAUGAUAGCGAUCAGAAUACAGAGGUACUGUAGUCUGGGUACUGGGUGGCCACCUACCGCAGGGAAAUAGUUAACAGGGAAGAGUUUCAGCAGGGGAGGAAAAAGACCACUGAGGAACACAAGGGAUAUGACAGAAGGAUGGUGUAAUAGGUUUAUAGGAAGCGAUGGGACACGAGGAUUAAAGGGGUGGGAGGAGCGAGGAAUGGUAGGAUGUCAGAGGUAACUAAGAGACAUUUGGUAAUGGCUGUGAACAGAGUACUAACAUUGCUGGACAAGGGGUAACGCUAUUUAAAGAAGUUAAUGCCAGGGCUGGAAGCAAGUGAUACUGACAGUGAGAUUAAUGCCGAGAAGGCGGGGUUAUCGCAAAGUGGAGCGGAAAGCCUGCGGUUAGGAAGGGUUGGAGCUUCGGGUCGGGAUUUCCCAGAGGCGUUCCAGUUGCUCUAUCAGUGUAGACGCGAGCGGGUUGAGAGAGCCGGUACCUGCCACACCGCCUCGGGACCAGUCCCAUGUACCGUAAAUUCUCCGCUUCGUCCCAAAUCUCCGCUGGACUUCAAACCUGUGCUGCAAUCUCCUCUGAUCGGAUUAAGUGAUCGGAGUCUGUUCCGACCCGCUUGUUAGUUCUACGUCCACGUGCUUAGGCAAUAGUUGUAGCGGAUCGCGACUGGCGACCGACAUCGGGACAGCAGAGAUCCAGGAAGAAGUGCCAACCACGGGCGACGACAAUGAUGAAGCAUAGGCGACGCGACGGGGCUGAGCGAAGGAAGUAGCCUCCGGCUCAAGCCGCGACCUCCCUCUCCCCGUUUGAUACGGGCAAGAUCCCACCCCCCUGCCUCGGGACGCGGGACUCCGCCCGGUUUAGCGCCUCACUACAUCGCAGAGCUUGCACUCCGACCCAAGAUCUGCCCCUGGCCCGGGGCUGCCACCACAGCCCAGCAGCCGCCGCCGUUACACGGUCGUGCUCAGCCUAGCCCGCGCCCCGCCCAUGAGGCCGGCUCCCGGGGCGCUCGUACUGUUGCCGAGCUCACGGCGGGCGAGCGGCCGACCCGCAUGUUGCUAACGAGGGAGGUGGUCGGCGACCAGCCGGCCGGGGGGAGCGGGUCCCCUGCCGCCGUCGGAUGCCCUCAGCACCUGCCCGAGGACGAGUGGGAGGAUGCGGGCACCGAGAUCCAGGAGGAUGACGACGAGCAGUCGGAGUCGGACACCUGCAGCGUCCUGUCGGAUGAUUCUUUCUACCCCCCGGAGCUGCGCUCCCUGAGCAGCGAGAUCUCAAAUGCGACCGAGGGCCCGCUCACCUUCUACCGAGCCUGCGCCACCUGCAACGCCGUAGGGCUGAAAGAACUGAUGUGCGGGGACCUGAGCGAGCCGGAGGUGAUGGAGGUGGACAGGAAUGGCAGGACUGGACUGAUGGUGGCUUGUUAUCAGGGGUUCAUGGACAUUGUUUUCAUCUUGGCUCAAUGCCCUCACCUUGAUGUCAACUGGCAAGACAAGGAGGGAAACACAGCUCUGAUCAUUGCAGCACAAGCAGGGCACAUUACCAUCACUAAUUACUUGCUGAACUAUUAUCCUGGGAUUGACAUUGAGAAGAGGAAUGUUCAUGGGUUCACUGCACUAAUGAAAGCAGGAAUGCAAGGAAGAACAGAUUGUGUCAGAGCCCUGAUGCUGGCAGGUGCCGAUAUCAACGCAACCGAUCCAGGGAAGGGAUUCACUCCACAGCAAUGGGCACAGUUUACAGGGCGGUAUGAAACAAUCUUCCUCAUGCAAAAACUCCUGGCCAAGCCCUGCCCCGUCCAAUUCAGUGAUAACUAUAAGCCCGAGUGGCCAAAACUGAAAGAACUGGUAGCCAAAGCCAAUGAGCCCAAGAACUGUUUGGAAAAAAUAUGUGAAACUCUUAGGUCAGCAUUUUCUAUCAACUUCCCACAUGAUCCAGAAGAAGAUGGGCCUCUGGACCAUAUGGUUAGAAUGACCACGGCCAUCACCAGCCCUUUUGUUGCGACUGGUUGCAGGACAGUCUGCCCAAGUAGCCCCCCUUGCGUGGGAAAGAAAAGGUACACAGUUCAGGAGAUUCUGAGGCAGCAAGAGUCUUGUAAAACAAAGGCUCCAAACAAGGAUUAUGUUAAAUACCAAAAACUAUUUCAGAACUCUCAACUAGUGGUGGUCUCAAAAAAGAAGGAAAGGAGAGCCAGCCUACAGACAUUGAAGUCUUCCCCUUCACAUGUAUCAGCUGCUUCUUCCAGAAGGGGUAGUUUAAUGCCCUUGAGCAUGCUUAAAUGGAGUAGUGUUCAGCCAGGCAUUGUAGUGCCUAAGGUGCGUGUGGUCAAAGCUCCCACUCCUACUUACAAUCCUGAUAAAGUGCGCAGGAAGAGCACUGUCAAGAGCAGCAAUUUCCUGGAACUACCCAUAUGGAGGUAUAAGGAACUGAAAGAAGAGAGAAAGAAAGCUGAAGAAGAAGAAAAAAGGAAAGCUGAAGAAGCAGAGAAAGAGAGAAAACACAAGAUUGCACUAAAAAGGAAGUCGUAGGGAUAAACAAAAUAUGUCAAAAGGCAAAUCAUAACCAGAAAAAAAAACUGAACAAUUCCUCUGCUAAACAGGAAAAUUUAUUAGGACCUGGCCCUGCCAAGUUUUGUAAGGCUCAGGUCUACAACUACUACUUCCACAUUAUCAGCAUAAGGUGAAGGUAUUGGGUAAUUCAAGGUAUGGUGCAAAGACUGUGACUUUAGUACAUUAUACAGGAUGUAGCUAAUUGUAUUUGAAAUCUUCAGUUAAUGCAAUCCACCCUUGUUGAGUGUCCAGAGGCAAAAUAAGUUGCACCUUUGUUCUAAAAAUAGCUUUGAAAUUUAAUUUAGCUUCCAAGUCUGCAAAUUGUCAAAAAGUAUUUGAUGUUUUUGUUAUAGAUCAUUUGGACACUGAUUCUUUGCUUAAUAAGCCAGGUGUCAAAACAUCAAGCAAUUGUUUUAUAGGUUUUUCUGUAUAGAUUGAGUGGAGGGCCACAUUUACCUCAAACACAAAACAUAUGGCUUUAAUAGAACAGAAGGUUAGCAUGUCAAUUGAGCUUACCACAAUGGAAGAACUGCUCCUAAUAUGAUCAAUUAAUGCUAAGAUUAUUGGCAUCUGGUACAAUUUACCUGUGAUUGUUUUUAAAAACAGUGGAUUUAUUUUGAUGGCAAUGAUGCUACUGCAUAGAAGAACCAUGCUCACGUUUUAAGGAAAUGUUGAGUUAGCAAACUAGUGGACAGCUCCAAGAACUUGUUUGUUUUUGAGGCUUGCAAGAUACUGAUUGGGUAGCAGUAAAAAGAAACAGCCUCCUGUAGCAGGACCCAACAAUUUUUCUUUGUUUUAAAAAAAACACUUCAAUAUAGAGAAAUCUACCUCUGAUUGAAUCACCUGUCCCAUUGGUAUCCUAUUGUGAACUGCUGUUUAAGUUCAAUUCAUUUACUAAUCCUUACUUCAGUCCCUGAACUUGGUUUACAAAACAAAAAAAGCAGUUUAGGAGAACAAGUAGCCAGUUGCUUGACAUUUGUUCCUAGGGCAAAGGUUAGGCCUACAACAAAGAAAUGGCCCCACUGUGGAGAAGGGAUAUUAUGAGCAUCGUAGUUGGCACCCUCAAGCCUUUUGGGCAGCGCAAUGUGCUGUUUUAAUUUUCAAGAUGUGCGUGUAUGUGUAUUUGUGUGAGAGAGAACAGUAAUAUUGUAGCCUUGUGCUGAGAAGCAGGAGUUCAGCUGCAAGUUAUUCUUCCAACUUUUCAUUCAAAUACUGGGUCACUGUGUUACUGGAUAUACAAGAUGUUGCUUAUUCCCUUUUCAAUGCAGAGGUGAAUAAGAUACAAGGCGCUGAGAUUAUGGAUGAACUAAGAUUUUAUGUAAAAGGGGAAAAUAUCAGUUUAAAGAAUACCAACCCACAUGUACUAAGCCAUAUUUGAAAUUCUUUCUUCUCAGACUCAGCUCUGUAAUUGCCCAAGGUGUCAGUCAAGAAUUUGUGUAUUGUCGGGGCUAGCUGUGGUCAGCAGAGUUUUUCACUUUUCAAAGUCUGACAUGCUUAAGUAACUUAAAAUACAGAGAGUAUGAAUUCAUUCACAACAUUUGGCAAGUGUGUAUUCUUUUUGUUGUUGGAACCCAUUAUUUGCUGAUUUGGAUCAUAGGACUAUACGAUAUAGAGGCAGAAUUAGGCCAUUUAGCCCAUUGAGUCUGCUCUGCCAUUUCAUCAUGGCUCAUCCAUUUUUCCUCUCCACCCCAAUUUCCUACUACCCACCCCCCAACAUCCCUUCAUGCCCUGACCAAUCUCUGCCCUAAAUAUACAGAAAGACUUGGCCUCCAUAGCUGCCUGUGGCAAAGAAUUCCACUGAUUCACCACUCUCUGCCUAAAGAAACUCCUGCUCUUUGUUCUAAAAGGACCCCUGUAUUUUGAGGCUGUGUCCUCUGGUCUUGGACACUCUCACCAUAGGAAAGAUCUCUCCACAUCCAAUCUAUCAAGGCCUUUCACCGUUCAAUAGUUUUAAUUGGGUCACCCCUCAUUCUUCUGAAAUCCAGUGAAUACAGGCCCAGAGCCAUCAGAUGCUCUUCAUAUGACCAGUCAUUUAAUCCUGAAGCUCCUUUGAACCCUCUCCAGUUUCAGCUCAUCCUUUCUAAGAUGAGGGGCCCAAAACCACUCACAAUAUUCCAAAUGAGGCCACACCAGUACUUUAAAAAGUCUCAACAUUAUAUCCUUGCUUUUAUAUUCCAGUCCUCUUGAAAUGAAUGCUAACGUUGCAUUUGCCUCACUACAGAACUCAACCUGCAAAUUGAUCUUUUGGGAAUCCGGCAUAAGAACUCCCAAAUCCCUUUGCACCUAUGAUUUUUGUAUUUUCUCUCCAUUUAGAAAAUAGUUGACCCUUUCAUUUCUUCUCCCAAAGUGUAAAACCAUACAUUUCCCAACACUGUAUUCUUUCUGCCACUUCUUUGCCCAUGUAUAGUCCACCUGUAGACUCCCUGUUUCUUCAAACAUACCCGCCCCCCCAUCUAUCUUUGUAUCAUAUUUGAUGCAGUUUGGUCAAUUUUAAACAAAGGUUGCAGUUUUUGGUAUGCUAUCUGACCCUAUACAGUAGCAUCCUACAGAUUCAGUGGUCUCUGUCAGGUAGUUGGGGGGCAUACUUUAUAAAAUUGUUAAAUUUAAGAAAACUAAUUCUUCUGCACACUAGGUUGGAGAUUUCAGUCAUCCAAAGGUUCUGUUUAAUAGAUUUCUUAACUAGAAUGGAGAAUGAAAAGUUCUCCAUCAGAGCUGAAGGUAAAUUAGGUGGUGAAGACUAUGUGUCAUGUUUUUGUGUCUAUGCCAUCAGUUCAAUCAAACAUAAUUUGCACUGUUACACCACCUACAUAUGGCAUUAAACCCGAAUCUGGAUUCACUUAUAGGAAUAACAAAGAUUGCACAAUACCAGCAAACAGAUAAUCAGUUUAGGACUUUGUUUCUGGAAGGUGCAGAUUUUAACCCACAGAUCAGGGUCAUUUUCAGACAGCAAGUAUUAUGCAAUAAGAUAUUAUACAAGAAUAAAAACAGAAAAUGCCAGAGCCACUCAGCAAGUCAGAUUACAUCAAUAAAGAAAGAAACAAAAUUAAUGUUUUGGGUCCUCUUUCUUUUCCAGUUCCAAAGGUUAGUGACCAGACACAUUAACUCUAGUUACUCUCUUAAUAGAUGGUUCCUGACUUGCUGAGCAUCACCAGAAUCUUGUUUUUUAAUUGAAAAAUCCCAGCAGCUGCAGUUACCUUGUAUGAGAAGCAUUGUUCAUUAACAAGCAUUAUCAGUGGGAUUACAUUUACCUAUGUUUCAGGGAUGUAAUCACAUGGUGCUCCAACUGUGCUUCCAGUUGAUUCAGACAAGUGCAUUAGCAAAAGCAUUCUGUUGAGACUUAAAAAGAAUUUUGUCAAUAACCUAAUUGUGUGACAUGAUGUUUAAAUAUGACCACUUCACAAUGUUACUAUCUACCAACCUGAAGUCAAAACGUACAGAUCAGAAAUGAGGAGCUGGCUCCCCACUAAAACUGUGACACUUGCAUAAAGGUAAACUAUUGCUUAUAAGGUUUGAAAAGAGACGGUCAAAAAACCCACAAACAAGUGCUUAAAAGCUUAUAGCUGUAAUUGUUUUCUCUUAUAUCCUUGAGCUAAAAUCAAUAAAACUAAAGAGGGCAUUUAGCCCUAUUCAUUUGAUUGCAAAAUGUGGGAAUCACUGGCAAUGCCAUUAAAUUUCAUCCCUAAAUUGCCCCGAAACUGAGGAGACUUGGAAUUAGAGGGUUAAAGGAUGACAGAUUUCCUAGUUCAUCAAUUGUUUCUAAUUGAAAAUCUUACACUAUUGUAUUACCUGUAACAAAGCUAGAUUUAUCUUUAAUUACAGAUAUUUAAUUACUUGAAUUUAAAUUCCACAAAUAGUCCCUGUGGGACUUGAACUCAUGUCUCUGGAAAAAUAAUCCAGAAUUCUAGCUGCUACUUGUGCAACUUAACCACUGUCCUACUACGUAUUCCUCAGAUAGAACUUGAUUUAUUUAUGAUCUGUAACCCAGGUCAUUUCCAUUUGAAAAUCUAAUCUUGUGAUCUCUAUUCCGCUCAGGAAAUGGCCACUAACCAAAAAUUAAACGUACUGGGAUAACACCGGUAACAUGCAACACAAAAAUGAAUUUUGGUACUUGCAAAUCAUUUGCUUUGGAUAGACAUUUGAAUUAUGCAAGAAAAUUCUUAGCAUGUCCUCUUUAUUGCUUUCAGUGGGUGAUGUAGCGUACGUACUCCAGCCCUGGGUUGGAAUACAUUUUACAAAGUAAGGAAGGUCACUCAGGGAUCAGGCAAUCCACAGCAACUCUGGCACACAAAGAUAUCAGAAUGCUUUCUGAGUUCAACACCUAGCAAUAACUUUAAAUUGUAGAACCUUUCCCUAUUUGUAAUUUUAUUGUGAUAUUCUAGAGGAAAUGAGUUAAGAUGUCAUCAUUAUUUAAACAGUAAUGGUCCUACACUGUGUCAGAACAAGAUGUUUAUAUGCAAUUUUUAUUAACUGGAAUACCAAGCUAUUUUUACAAAACAACUACAUCAUAUUUAAAUUGUUUUAAAAUAAUUUUAAGGAUACUGAAUUGAUAUGGAAACUCAGUUUGAUUGUUAUUGAGGAUGAUCCUUGUGAACAAAAAUACUAAGCAUCAUUAUUGGUACUUUUGGAAGUGCAUCAAAUAUUGAAUGUCAAAUAAAAAUUUAA